Molecule: messenger RNA, 864 nt
Organism: Macrosiphum euphorbiae (potato aphid)
Lineage: Eukaryota; Metazoa; Arthropoda; Insecta; Hemiptera; Aphididae
Source: the annotation of a GenBank genome assembly
AUGGUCCAUUUAAGUGAAGCUCAAGAGAAACUUAAGAAGUAUAGAGAAGACAACGAACGUAAGAGUAAAGAAGUGUUAGAAUUAUGGGAUUCAUCUGUCAAACAUAAAAUUAAGCAAUUAGGAAAUGAUCGUUACCUAGUUUUGGAACAAGUAUUAAUAGCAGCAUGUGAUUGUAACCGUAUUGAUGUGGCCAAAGUAUGUUUACAAAUGCUUCUUAAUAAAUUCCCUGACAGUCUUAGAGUGCGUAGACUGGCUAUAACAAUACUAGAAGCCGAGGAAAAAUACGAUGAAGCAUUAGAAUCUCUUGACAAACUUAUCAAAGCUGAUGAAACCAAUGCUCAAACCAGGAGACAUAAAGUCGCAAUAUUAAAAGCUAAAUGUCAGAUAAGCGAAGCCAUAAAAGAACUUGUCGAAUAUCUUAAAAAGUUUAUGGUAGACCAAGAAGGCUGGCAAGAAUUGAGCAAUUUAUACUUGUUGGAAGGAGAGUAUGCAAAAUCUGCGUAUUGUAUGGAAGAAAUGAUUCUACAUAAUUCUCAGAAUCAUUUAUAUCAUCAACGAAAUGCUGAUAUACGAUACACACAAGGAGGUGCAGAAAAUUUGGAAUUAGCGCGGGCUCAUUAUUCAUAUGCUAUUCUUCUUAACCCUAACAAUAUCCGAGCUUUGUAUGGAUUAUACUUGACUGCUCGCAGUUUGAUGUCAUCGCAAAAAAAUAAUCAAACAAAAAAAAAUACGUUCAAGAAAAUUGCUACAUUGUCAUUAAAACGAGUUGAACACAUGUACAGUGAGAAAAAGCAAUUAAAUAAGAAAAAUCAGCUGUAUGUACUUGAGACAUUAAUGGGAUCAUUGCAUUUGAGCUUAAAUUAA